This is a messenger RNA of Entrophospora sp. SA101, 192 nucleotides long. NCBI's taxonomy places the organism in Eukaryota, Fungi, Glomeromycota, Glomeromycetes, Entrophosporales, Entrophosporaceae. The record is from the annotation of a GenBank genome assembly.
AUGUCGAAAUCACGAGGGAAUGUGGUUAACCCAGAUGAGUUAGUAGAAAAAUACGGAGCCGACGCCUUACGACUUUACGAAGUAUUUUUAGACCUUUGUUUUUACAGAGAAAUACCCCGGAAUGUUCUCGGUCAUAUUCAAGAAGAUUUAGAAGAGUCUGAUUUACCUUUUAAAGUUGAUUUGGUUCGAUGA